Messenger RNA from Trichomonas vaginalis G3, 867 nucleotides. RefSeq lists its product as uncharacterized. The record is from RefSeq and is a predicted model, not a curated record. The transcript has a single exon. NCBI's taxonomy places the organism in Eukaryota, Parabasalia, Trichomonadida, Trichomonadidae. The coding region runs from base 1 to 867 and encodes 288 amino acids.
AUGACUGUUGAAGAAUUAGCGGGGAAUCUCAUUGUUCAAGCCAUAAACGAAGACAGGGAGUCAUGUAUGAGCUUAAUCAUGUCAUUUUUCGGCCAAAUCAGCGCAGUUAAUGAUCCGCAGCGGUUUCUAGCGCAAACAUCGUUGUAUAGAGUACUCAGAAGUGGCGGAGUCCGUGUUGCAGAAGAAAAAGAAAUAAUUUACAAAUUCAUUGAAAUUUGUCAAGUAGAACCAGACAUAAUUGCAACAUCGACAAGUGCGACAUGCGCAUUACUCAACUUGUUGAAACUGUCUGUAUCCAAUGGUUUGGCCUUCAAACCUUAUCAGACACAACUUACCACGACUUUUCUUCGUUUUGUCAUUGAAAGUGAAUGUAAUCAACAAACUUUGUCAAAAUUUGAAGAAAUUUUACCGAAUUUCAUUUCACAAUACGAAUCAAGUUUCGAUUGGACUGAUGAAAUAAUCGGUGCUUUGAGUAUGUCUGAUUCAAUUAAAAGAGCUGAAGCUGCAGGAAUCGCGAUAUCUUUGAUUGGUCAAAACAAAGAAAGUUGUUUAUCAACAUCAAUUGAAAUUUUACAAUCAAAUAUAGAUAUCAACAAUCCUGUACCAGGUGUAACAUCUUUAUUGAAGUUUUGUUGUAGUUCAGGUUGUUCAUGCGUCGAUGAAAUUGUUUCUAUUUCGUUGCCAUUGAUCUCUGAUGAUUUAAUUCAUUCUUUAAUAAUAGAAUGUACGAAAAAAAGUGACGAUUUUCCAAAUUUACUUUUGGAACACAUACAAACGAUCAGUGGCCCAUUAUCUUUAGCGGCAAGCUUGAACACAAUACCUUCAAUAAAACAAAAAUGGAAUGGCGACGGUUUGAACGGUUUUUAG